GCGCGCUUUCGGAAGAGGACGCUCUUUCUCCGCCCUCUUAGCCGUUGCUACUGGAGACGCCCGUUAGCUCUAAAUAGGGAAAGCCGCCAAGGAUGCGUAGCCGCGAAGAGGUCGACGCCACUCUGCAGGUCGCUAAACUAAACCCUGCGGAGCUGCUUCCGACGGUGCAGUGCCUCAGCUUUAGCCCGCAGGUCGAUGCCGGGGAUUACAGUCUUCUGCAGCUGGAGCCGGAGCUAUGCCACGAGUUGGAGGCGGGGCGAAGCCUGGUGAUCCGUGGAGAGAAAGAUGAACAUGCUGUGAUAUGCAGUAAAGAUAAGACUUAUGACAUGAAAAUAGCGGAUACUUCCAAUAUGUUGCUUUUUAUUCCUUGCUGUGAAACUCCAGAGCAGCUUGGUGCAGACAAGGCUUCCUCUAAUAUCCUCCACACUGAGAUUACAGGCUUCUCCAAUAAUUUUUGGGAACUAAGAAGGCGGCGGCCUAAACUGAAGAAACUCAAGAAACUUCUAAUGGAAAAUCCUUAUGAAGGUCCAGACAGUGAGAGAGAGAGAAUUGCGACUAACUCAAAGUAUACAACAGAGGACUUCUUGGAUCUGGUCCAAGCAAGUGAGGAAGAAAUAAUGCAUCAACUGAAGGUUCUGAAAGCAUGUCAAGUUCAAGGGUACUGGAGGAUUCUAGACUUUGAUUAUGAGAUGAAACUGUUGAAUCAUGUGACCCAGCUAAUAUAUACAGAGUCCUGGUCAUUCAGCAAAGUUCCUUUAAGUGUAUGUGUUCAAGAGCUUGGUCCUCUAGAACCCAAGGAAAUGAUAGAACACAUCCUGGAAAGUUACGGGAAAAAAUACAUGGAUGAAGGUGAGACUUACUUUGAAAUGAAUGAAGAGAAGGUAUGUAGAGCAAUUGCACAAAUGCUCUUACAAAAUGCAGUUAAAUUCAAUCUCUCGGAAUUCCAAGAAGUAUGGCAGCAGAGUGUCCCUGAAGGAAUGACAACUAGACAGGAUCAGUUAAAGGGGUUGGCUCUUGUGGAUAGAUCCUCUAAGCCAGAGAUAAUUUUCUUGCUGAAUGUUGAAGAUUUGCCAGAAGAUGAUAAUGAAAGGUUUAAAAGCUUGUUCUCUCUUCGGGACAAAUGGACAGAAGCUGAUAUAGCUCCAUAUGUAGAGGACUUGUGCUCAGAGAAGCAAACGAUUGGCACACUACUAACGAAAUAUGCUCGUUCUUCAAUGCAGAAUGGACUCAAAGUUUAUAAUUCAAGAAGACCUGUUUCAUAAGCAUUAUUUCAGCUAAGCAGGGGCUGAAAUUACUCUAAAGACUGUCAACAGGUAGAUCAAAUUUAAUUUGUAGAUUUGGGGAUUUAUCAAAACUUUUUCCACAUAGUUUAAUUCCCACGAUUUUCUUUGAGGCAUCUAAUAAUACUAAGAUUUCUUGAGAGUUGUUCUUUACUGAUGAAGCUAAUAUUUCUAGAGAAAUUUAAAAAGCACUAUAUGGAUACUUCAUUCAAAUCCUUUCUGUAUUUUGUUUAAACAAAUCUGUAUUAAAAUAUUAAAAAUUAUAUGUUAAAGCAUGCAUUGUAAAAUAAUGGGUUAUCUUGUAAGAAGAGCAGUUUAAGAUAGAGGAUGGGUUUUUUAACCCUUUCCUUUAUAGUACUAACAUUUAAACCUGAUCGUCCUUUGAAGAACUAAAUCAGCCUUCCAGGACACAAUUCUGCUGGUGGUAUGUAACUUA
Messenger RNA from Candoia aspera, 1716 nucleotides. It is a transcript of the gene DSCC1, whose product is annotated as DNA replication and sister chromatid cohesion 1. The coding region runs from base 93 to 1262 and encodes 389 amino acids. NCBI's taxonomy places the organism in Eukaryota, Metazoa, Chordata, Lepidosauria, Squamata, Candoiidae. The transcript is spliced from 9 exons. Gene Ontology annotation, cellular component: Ctf18 RFC-like complex; chromosome, centromeric region; chromatin. The record is from RefSeq and is a predicted model, not a curated record. Gene Ontology annotation, biological process: mitotic sister chromatid cohesion; maintenance of mitotic sister chromatid cohesion.